AUCAUCUCAUUUGCCAAUGACUAAUGACAAUAUCAAGAUGGCACUGUUGGAAGGCUUGUUCACGUGUUGGGGCGUUUUGAAUUAACUUAAAAUGUCAUCGAUAUUUUGCCCUUCUUGUGCUAAUGUCCUUGCUGUAGAAGAACAUCUCGGUCAUUUAAGAUUUAAGUGCCGCACCUGUCCUUAUAGUUUUAACAUAACUCAACGUAUUAGCAAUCGCACUUACCCGAAGCUUAAGGAAAUUGAUGACGUAUUAGGUGGAUCUGCUGCGUGGGAAAACGUAGAUUCGACGGAUGAGCGAUGUCCUGUAUGUUGGCAUCCUCGAGCAUAUUUUCUGCAAAUUCAGACUCGUUCAGCUGAUGAACCCAUGACAACCUUCUACAAAUGCUGUAGCUCCACUUGUGGACAUCGUUGGCGAGAUUAGA
Messenger RNA from Homalodisca vitripennis (glassy-winged sharpshooter), 422 nucleotides. It is a transcript of the gene Polr3K, whose product is annotated as DNA-directed RNA polymerase III subunit RPC10. Bases 92 to 421 code for a protein of 109 amino acids. Gene Ontology annotation, molecular function: DNA-directed RNA polymerase activity; nucleic acid binding; zinc ion binding. The transcript is spliced from 2 exons. NCBI's taxonomy places the organism in Eukaryota, Metazoa, Arthropoda, Insecta, Hemiptera, Cicadellidae. Gene Ontology annotation, cellular component: RNA polymerase III complex. Gene Ontology annotation, biological process: DNA-templated transcription; termination of RNA polymerase III transcription. The record is from RefSeq and is a predicted model, not a curated record.